CAUCUCUGGAGUUUAAGAAAGUCAUGGAAGUCACCAGAGUUUAUCACUGAAGAAUGUGAUGGCUGAAAACAAUUCAAAAAUGCUAAAGAUUCAACAGUGUGUAGUAGCCAACAAACUACCUAGAAACAGGCCAUAUGUGUGCAAUAUUUGCUUCAAGCACUUUGAAACACCAUCAAAAUUAGCUAGACAUUACCUUAUUCAUACUGGUCAAAAGCCAUUUGAAUGUGAAGUGUGUCAUAAAACUUUUAGGCAACUAGUUCAUCUGGAGAGACAUCAGUUAACUCAUAAUCUGCCUUUUAAAUGUAGUAUUUGUCAACGCCACUUUAAAAAUCUGAAAACAUUUGUGAAGCACCAACAGCUUCACAAUGAAACCUACCAGAAUGAAGUUAAACAGGUCAGAAGAUUGAUGGAGGCCAAGCAAGAAAAGCCAGUUUAUGGAGUAUAUCGAACUUUUACCACAGAGGAGAGAUGGCCAUUACAUCCAUGCUCUAAGCCUGAUCCCACAUACAACCCUACAAAGAGAAGAAAGAAUAUUCAUGCAUGUACAAUCUGUGGCAAGAUGUUUCCAUCACAAUCAAAACUCGAUAGACAUGCACUUAUUCAUACUGGUCAGAGACCUUUUAAAUGUGUCCUGUGCAGUAAAUCUUUCCGACAGUCAACUCAUUUAAAAAUUCACCAACUCACACAUUCGGAAGAAAGGCCUUUUCAGUGUUGUUUUUGUCAAAAAGGAUUUAAGAUUCAAAGCAAACUUCUGAAGCAUAAACAAAUCCAUACUAGGAAGAAGACUUUCCAGACUGUUUCUUUAAAGGUAAAGAGUCCAGAAUCAUGCCCCCUGCCUAAUAAAUUAAAUGCAAAGCAGGAUGGUUUUGAAAAUGUUGAGAUGGGUGAAUCUGAGGAGAAUAAUCCACUUGACGUCCACGCUAUUUAUAUAGUCCCUUUUCAAUGUCCAGAGUGUGAAGAGUGUUUUGAAUCAGAGCAGAUUCUCAAUGGACAUAAGUGUUUGCCUGCCAGAGUUGGCAAAAUUCCAGGCAGGCUCAAAAGAAGCUACAACUAUAAAACUGUUGUUAAAAAAAUCUUGGCCAAGCUUAGACGUGCUGGAGGUAAGAAAUUAGAUAACUUUCAAUCUGAGAAAAGAGCAUUUAAAACCAGUUUCUUAAAAAAUUGCAACCUUAUUUCUGGUGAGGAGAGCGCUGAACAAACUCAGAGAUCAUUUAAGGGUUCUCUUGGCAAACAUGGAACAUAUAAGACAUUUGGCAAUAAAAAGAAAAAAACGCUGACUUUGCCGUUUUCUUGGCAAAAGCAAUUCCAGAGUCAAAAUGUGGGGAAAAAUUUGAAAGGUGUCCUUACAACAGACAGCAUGUUAACUCUGGAUAAUUCAGUGUGUAAUAAAGACAUUUCUAUCUAUGGUUCAUCAGGUAAAGAAUUCUUUGAUAAUUGUGAAAUGCUUCAGUAUGGUUUUUCAGUUCCAGGUGAAAACAUACAUACUGGACAUAAAAUGUGUCCUUGUGACAGAUGUGAGAAAGUAUUUCCUUCUAUAUCCAAACUACAAAGACACUAUUUAAUUCAUACUGGACAGAGGCCUUUUGGCUGUAAUGUUUGUGGGAAAUCUUUUAGGCAGUCAGCUCACUUAAAAAGACAUAAAUUAACUCAUAUUGAAAAGAUUCCUUAUAGACGAUCUCUUUGCCAAGUAGAAUUUGAACAUUUGAACAAACUUUUGAAUCUUCCAGGUGAUAAUGUUAACUCUAAUGCUUCCCAAAAAUUUCAGGCUCUUGGUUUUCAAAAAUAUGAUGUCUCAGAGUCAGAUCAAAUAUCAGAAAUAAAAGUGAAGGCAGAAUCAGAGGAUUUCAUUCUUGGUACUCACUGCAGGAACAGACAGCCCUCUCUCUCCAAUGCACAUCUGGAAUCAGAGCAGACUGCUAAUGGUUGUCGCUGCAGCCAUUCGGGGCGGACCGAGAGGAAUGAUGGCCUCCUGUACCAAUGCAGUGUUUGUUCUAAAAGUUUCAGAUCUCCAUCUAAAUUGGAAAGACACUAUCUAAUUCAUGCGGGGCAGAAGCCAUUUGAAUGCUCAGUUUGUGGCAAAACAUUCAGACAGGCUCCUCACUGGAAAAGACAUCAACUCACUCACUUUAAAGAACGACCACAAGAGGAAAUGGUUGUCUUAAAUUCAGUUAUGUAA
Messenger RNA from Orycteropus afer afer, 2176 nucleotides. It is a transcript of the gene ZNF770, whose product is annotated as zinc finger protein 770. Lineage: Eukaryota; Metazoa; Chordata; Mammalia; Tubulidentata; Orycteropodidae. The record is from RefSeq and is a predicted model, not a curated record.